This is a messenger RNA of Bacillus rossius redtenbacheri, 1718 nucleotides long. RefSeq names its product high affinity copper uptake protein 1-like. Bases 689 to 1384 code for a protein of 231 amino acids. Gene Ontology annotation, cellular component: plasma membrane. Lineage: Eukaryota; Metazoa; Arthropoda; Insecta; Phasmatodea; Bacillidae. The transcript is spliced from 7 exons. Gene Ontology annotation, molecular function: copper ion transmembrane transporter activity. Gene Ontology annotation, biological process: copper ion transmembrane transport. The record is from RefSeq and is a predicted model, not a curated record.
AACAUUAUCGCAGCCACACAUUUCAAAACUCUAUUUACAAAAGUAACUAAUCAGCUGACAGGUAGUCUAGAGUUGCUAUCAACACACUAACAAGAAAUAUCUUACAACACAAAUUCUUUUAAUUUCUUGUAAAUAAAAUACUUCAAAAGUACGUUACAUUUUUAUGUAAUCACACACACUCUUCUUAUAAUGGUGGUAAUAAUUUUUUAACGUUAUAAACUAUAGCGUAUUUAGUUUUAUAUGGAAAAUAAUUAUUCAAUAGUAAAUUUAUUUAUUGACAUAUCUAUUGGUGGCUCUGGACAGGACCAGAAUCUGGCGUGGCGGCGACAAAUGGUACAUAGAGUUACGAAGUUGGUAAGCCUAGCACUCGCGCAAGUUAGCUUCUGCUAGAUUACAAAAACAAUCAGGGAAGAAGAAAAAUUUCUCUUCACGCUGUCACGUUCACACUCCUGAACACAAGAGUGAACUACAUUAAAUUAAAGACUUCUGAGUGUGGCAGUGGGCAAGUGCAUCUCGUUAUCAAAGCGUUGUCAGCAUUCGUAUAAUCACCAGAACGUGUCAGCUGGCCACUUUUUAACAACCUUCUGUUUGGGAGGUGCCCGCGGCUUUCACCGGCGGCGCGCGCAGCCGGACACCACGACACCACGACGUCACACGUCACAGGGCGGCACGGCGAGCUCGGCCGGACAUGGCGGCGGCGUUCUUCUUCACGGGUGGUGAUGAAAGCAGUGCGGCUAUGAAUCACAGUGGGAUGAAUCAUGCUGGAAUGGAUCACAGCUCAAUGGGUCAUGCUGGGAUGGACCACAAAGCAAUGGGUCAUGUUGGAAUGGACCACAGCUCCAUGGAUCAUGCUGGGAUGGACCACAGCUCCAUGGAUCAUGCUGGGAUGGACCACAGUGCAAUGGGCCACAGUAUGUCGAUGGCAUUUCAUUUUGGCUACACGGAGACUGUCCUAUUUGAUAGUUGGAAGAUCAACGGUGUGGGUGGGUUAAUAGGAUCAAUGAUUGGAAUAUUCAUCAUGAGUGCAUUAUACGAAGGCCUUAAAUAUUACAGAGAGUACCUGUUCUGGAAGUCCUACAAUGCCUUACAGUACAGAGCUGUUUCCUCCCCGAUUGACAAAGGAGUUGCCGCAGACGAUGCCAGGACCAUGCAUGUUGUAGGUGAGGUGCUUCAUAAGCAACCACCCAGCAUGUGCACGCCGGUACACUGCUUCCAGACACUGUUACACGUGGUGCAGAUAAUCCUUAGCUACUUCCUCAUGCUCAUAUUCAUGACGUACAACGUGUGGCUGUGCUUUGCCGUCGUGGUGGGCGCUGCCACCGGCUACUUCCUGUUCGGCUGGAAGAAGUCCGUCAUCGUCGACGUCACGGAACACUGUCACUAGCGCAACCACCACCGCUUCGCCCUUCAAGCUUUUAUACUGUUAUUUUUGAAGGAAAAACAUUAAAUACGUAUAUCUUUUUUUUAAAGAUGUUAUAUUUUUAUAUAUCCCAAUAAUGAGCUUGUGCCUCUUUUAGAUGGUUUUUACUGUACUUGGGGAAUCUAGUUAUUGUCUGUUUGUUCAGGCAAGGCAAACUGACAAUAAUAAUUUAUUGAUCUGUUUCAAUAUGUUGCAUGUGGUCCAUUGUUGUGAUUGUUUAAGUUCGACUUGUAAAUCGGUGACACUGCUCAUUCUAUGUAAAUUUUAUCAUGACAUUGAAUAUAUUAUUGUUUUGAAA